CGAGCCGUGUUUGUCCAGGAGCCGGACAUCGGGUCGGUCCCCAUGGCAGCCUUCCUGUCUGCCGGCCUCGGCGUGCUCACCCCCUCGGAGACCUACGCCCUACCCACGGCCAGCUCCAGCUGGGAGCCCCGGCUGGGGACGCCGUUCUCAUCAGGGCCCUGCACCGACUCCGCGGGGGCCCACGCUGCAGCCCAGCCCACCGGGCAGGGCCCCAAGAACCCGCGUGUGUCCGGCGUGACGGUUCAGCUGGAGACGAAGCCUCUGUGGGAGGAAUUCAACCAGCUGGGCACAGAGAUGAUUGUCACCAAGGCGGGCAGGAGGAUGUUCCCUACCUUCCAGGUGAGGAUCCUGGGCAUGGACACGCGUGCCGACUACGCCCUGCUCAUGGACUUCCUCCCUCUGGACGACAAGAGAUACAGGUACGCCUUCCACAGCUCGGCCUGGCUGGUGGCGGGCAAGGCGGAUCCGGCCACACCGGGCCGCGUGCACUUCCACCCCGACUCGCCGGCCAAGGGCGCCCAGUGGAUGCGCCAGAUCGUGUCCUUCGACAAGCUCAAGCUGACCAACAACCUGCUGGAUGACAACGGCCACAUCAUCCUCAACUCCAUGCACCGCUACCAGCCCCGUUUCCACGUGGUCUUCGUGGACCCGCGCAAGGACGGCGCGCGCUACGCCCAGGAGAACUUCAAGUCCUUCGUCUUCACGGAGACCCAGUUCACGGCCGUGACGGCGUAUCAGAACCACCGGAUCACGCAGCUGAAAAUCGCCAGCAACCCUUUCGCCAAGGGCUUUAGAGAGAGUGACCCGGACUCCUGGCUGGUGGCCCCACGGCCCCUGCUCAGCGUCCCCGCCCGGAGUCGCCGCAGCCUCAGUCCCUGCCUGCUGAAGCGUGCCACUGAGAGGGAGAAAGACCCCAACAGAGCUUCAGCCUCCACCUCCAGGACCCCUGCCGGGCUCCACCAUCAGCUGCUGCCCACUCCGGAGGCCCUCCUGGCCCCGGCCACCUACAGGCCCCUCGCCUACCAGGGCCUGUACCCUGAAGUGCCAAGCCACCUGGGGGUCCCAAGGGCCCGACCCGCACCCUACCCCCUCCCCAACAUGCGGCCUGGUCAGGACUCCUCGUGA
Carlito syrichta (Philippine tarsier) is the source of this 1125-nucleotide messenger RNA. It is a transcript of the gene TBX10, whose product is annotated as T-box 10. Gene Ontology annotation, biological process: positive regulation of DNA-templated transcription; cell fate specification; regulation of transcription by RNA polymerase II. Lineage: Eukaryota; Metazoa; Chordata; Mammalia; Primates; Tarsiidae. Gene Ontology annotation, cellular component: nucleus. The transcript has 8 exons. Bases 43 to 1125 code for a protein of 360 amino acids. Gene Ontology annotation, molecular function: RNA polymerase II cis-regulatory region sequence-specific DNA binding; DNA-binding transcription factor activity, RNA polymerase II-specific. The record is from RefSeq and is a predicted model, not a curated record.